AAGUCACUAAUUAAUGUGGUUGCAUGCCCAUGUCCUCCAGCAUGGUUGAGCACCUGCCAUGUGGCACUUAACCUUCCUGGUGCUGUGCUUGUUCCACUGCACCUGGGCCCGAUUUGUUGCCUAUUUUGACCGUUAUCUUAAGGAGGAGUGGUUCGCCCUCACUGGCGGCAGAGUUCGUCACACCACACCAGAUGCCCCAUGCCUGCGGAGCUUCGAUGCGGAUCCACGACUUCUCACAGCGAGUGGGGGGUCCUUAUGGGGCGGUGUGAGGCGCAUGCUACAACAGUUGAAGAAAUGCAGUUUCCUCGGAGGACGAUAUGUGAUCUUCGCUCCAGCGUUGCUCCAAAGUCGGGCCUGGCGGUUGGAGGCCUCGGGGAUGGGACCGAUCGGCGAGGUGCUCUCGCAAGUAUGGGCCAGUGAGGCUGAAGUGGAGCUAGAGUCCCGGAUUCAAUCUCAGAAUGUGAGCAAUCAGCAGUUUCAUGCUCUCAGCCACUUGGGAGUGUGUGUGCCACCUACUUGUGUUCGUAGCUUGGAGAGACAGGUUGGAUGGCAUGUCGUUUUGAAGAAGUUGGGUCUUCGGGGUGCUUAUGGCCAGGCACCCCCUAGAAGGAGCCAUGUCUUCGUGCGUCUCCAUGGCCCUCAAGACGCCCAACUUGCGGUGGAGCUGAGCGAAAGACUUGGAGACGCUUUCGGGGCUCCAAAACCUGCAUGGUAUUUGCAACCCUCCAAUUGGAAGAGCCGCCCUUCCAGACAUGGCUUCACACCCUCAAGCCUCACUCUCGGUUACUUCGAUCGUAUGUGGGGCAUGUGGAGCACACGGCUGCAAGUGAACUCGCGUCAGAGAACGGUCAUGUGUGCCAUUCCCAAGGUGGGACUCUCUCAGUUUUACAUGCUGAUGCAACGCAUUGGCCUGGUGAACGCCUCCUACUCCGACUUCGCCGACCCCAACUUGCGCUUCGCCGACCGCGUCGUGGCGUGGUUCGCGUCGCAUGACUAUUGGCGGGACGUGCGCUGGAAGUUCAUCGUUUUUGUUCGAGAUCCGCUUGAGCGCUUUCUGUCAGCUUUCAAUGACAAGUGCCUCCAACCCUCCACCCAUUGUGGAGUUGAUGUUCGACAGGGCUGGGCAAACGUCACGCUGAGCAGCUCUCUCCACGAAAAGGUUCGGGCCUUUCGGCUCUUUGUGGCCGUGCCGAUUCCAACCCGAACAAUGCUGCAGAACGAUCACUGGAUUUUGCAAAGCCUUUAUCUCCUGUAUGGAUGUCAAUUCACGUGGCAAAGGGUGGAUUUUGUGGGACUGAUGUCAUCGGAUCAGACUGGGAUGAACUUCCAAGUUCGCAUGAUGUUGCACAACAUCCUGGGCUUUUCAUGGGCGGUCGCUUCGUCGAUGGCAGAGUCGUACUUUCCCUCUACGGGCUUCGCCAGCGAACAUGCUGCCAAGCACCACAAGAUCAACCGGGGUCAAGCUGCCCGCACUUUCCAAACCUUCUACUCGCACAAGGACACUUUGCACAAAGUGCUUCGCUAUGUCCGGCAGGACUACAUUGCCUUUGGCCUGCCACUGCCCCGGUGGGCCGCAGAUUUGGUAAACGCCAGCUGGGAACGCUGGGGUGGUGUGACGAAAAAAGGACUCAACCGGGCCACCUGCACUUCCCACAGUUCCUCAAUCUUCCUUUGUCCUGGGAACCACAUGAACAGUACGCGGCGCGUGUGA
This is a messenger RNA of Durusdinium trenchii, 1711 nucleotides long. The record is from the annotation of a GenBank genome assembly. NCBI's taxonomy places the organism in Eukaryota, Dinophyceae, Suessiales, Symbiodiniaceae.